This is a messenger RNA of Saprolegnia parasitica CBS 223.65, 1875 nucleotides long. RefSeq lists its product as hypothetical. The record is from RefSeq and is a predicted model, not a curated record. Bases 1 to 1875 code for a protein of 624 amino acids. NCBI's taxonomy places the organism in Eukaryota, Oomycota, Saprolegniomycetes, Saprolegniales, Saprolegniaceae. The transcript has a single exon.
AUGCGCGCUCGACUAUUUCUUCUUGCUGGUCUCGCCGUUGCGUCGGCGACGCCGAUUCGCCCGAGUGCGUGCUACUCACCUUUCCACCUCGACGCGUACCCGCUCCAGCCGUGGGAAGCCUUGGACGCACCAGCGCUCGCCGCCGGCAUUGGCGAGGACUUUGCCCAGAUGAAGCCGUACGUGCACACGGUCCGCACGUACUACUCCAAGUACCACUCGGUGGACGUGACGCCGAUUGCCGCCGCCAGCGGCGUCCCUUUGUACCUUGGCGUCUACAUGGUCCACGAGCCGUGGUACUGGCUCCAGGUGGCCGCUGCCAUCGACGGCGCCGUGGCUUACCCCGAGACCGUUCGCGCCGUCUUGGUCGGCAACGAAAACGUGGCUCCGUACGGUGACUUUGAGGCCGCGUACAUUGCCAACCAGGUGCAGCACAUCAAGUCUGAGGUCGCCAACCGCACCAACGGCUCGAUCACCGUACCCGUCGGCACCGUCCAGCGCAUCACCGAGUGGCUCAACCCUGCGAUCCGCACGGAGAUGCUUGCACUCGCCGACGCUUGCGACGUCAUCGGCGUCAACAUCUACCCGUUCUUUGACAACAGCUACGACGCACUUGACCCGACGGCGCUCGUGACGGCACUCUGGGACCAAAUGCUAGCGAUAUAUCCCGCGCACAAGCUGCGCCUAACGGAGACCGGCUACUCGACCGGCGGCCCGUCGUCGAGUGUGGCGCCCCUCGUCGUCCCGAGCCUGGACAACGCGAUCAAGUACUACAACGCGCUCAUGCAGUGGACGCCGUCUCGGGGCGGUGGCGACAUCUUUUGGUACUCCUUCUACGACUUGCGCGACGACGACACGACGCAGCCGGAACCGCUCGAGAAGCACUUUGGCUACUUCAACGCCAACGGCACCGCUAAAGCCGCGAACUUUCCGAAGCCCGUGUUCCCGCACUUGGUCCCUACCACGCCACGCAAGUACACAACAACUCGAAAGCCAACAACGCGGCCACUCCUGCCCACGAAAACCCCUGCAACGCGUUCUCUAGCUCCGAUAGCGCCGACACAGACGCCCACGCCGACACCGACGCCCACUACGACACCAACGCCCGCUCCGACGCUGACGACGGCAACACCCAUCACGCUCUGCACGUUCAAGAAGACCAUCCUCUCCGAGUGGAACGGCGGCCUCUACGUCAACAAGAUCAACAACAACAACAACGAAAAGUUCCUCCUCCGCACCAACGCCGGCAUCCAGUCCGUCAGCAGUGGCAACGGCUGCCUCACCUACAACGCUGCCACCAACGGCGUCUCAGUCUCCGCGUGCUCUGGUGCCGCGACCCAGGCGUGGAAGUUUGACGCUGCCGCCAAGCGAGUGGUCUACGGCAACCUCUGUCUCCAGUCGUCGCCGUCGUCGCCGGGCGCCUCGCCCAAUGUCGCACCGUGCUCGUCGGGUGCUGUCUCGCAGUACUUUGAUGACUGCGCCAGCGUGCCGUCGACGACCAGCUACGUGCAGCUCGUGACCAAGCGCAACGCGUUCGUGUACGAGUUUUACAACAACGUCUACGCAGGUGCCAACGGCGACGACCUCAACCACCUCUUCAAGUACGACGCGGCGGCCAAGACGCUCCAGGCCAUGAGCAACGGCCAGUGCUUUGACGCGUACGCCACCGGCAGUGGCUACGCUCUGCACACGUUUACGUGCAACGGCAACAACGGCAACCAAAAGUGGAUCAUCGACGCGGCCAACCGCAAGAUCAAGCACGCGACGCACCCCAAUUUGUGUUUGGACGUGGACCCGACAAAUGCGAGCCGCCGCGCGCAGGUGUGGACGUGCUAUGCCAACAGCGACAACCAGCACAUCACGGUCGUGCCGUACUAA